Arachis ipaensis is the source of this 1101-nucleotide messenger RNA. Lineage: Eukaryota; Viridiplantae; Streptophyta; Magnoliopsida; Fabales; Fabaceae. The record is from RefSeq and is a predicted model, not a curated record.
AUGGCUGACGUACCGCCUCCAUCACUGUCCGAACUCAUGCAAAUGGUAGCUGAGCUACAACAAGCUAAUCAGCGGAUGGCUAACGAGAACCAAAUAAUGGCUGCUCAAAUUGCCGAACUAAAUCAUGCUCGGAUUGAACACAAUGAUGCUCAUCGCCAACAGGCGGAGGACGAGGAACAUCAAUCCCAACCGACCCAUGUUUCAGAAACCGCUCAACAUGAAGAGCAGCAGCAGGAAGACAUGAAAGAAGAAUCCGAGGACCUUGUAGGCCCUUUCACAGAAGAAGUAAUGAAUUUCGAACUGCCGAAGAGGUUCACUCUGCCGUUGACCCUCACACCUUACGAUGGACUUGGAGACCCAAAGAAGUUCAUAAAGAAAUUCCGAUCAAUAAUGAUCGUCAAUGGUUCCAUUUCGCGCUUUUAUCAGCUGGCGAAGUUAUUCGAAGAACAUUUCGCCGGAUCUGCAAUAUACUUGCACGAUUCCGAUUACCUGAACACCAUCAAGCAAGGAACGAACGAAAGCCUAAAGGACUACAUGACUCGCUUUACCAAGGUCGCAAUCAACAUACCAGAUCUCCAUCCCGAAGUCCAUCUACACGCAAUUAAAAGCGGCCUCCGACCUGGAAAAUUCCAGGAAACAAUCGCAGUAGCAAAACCGAAGACCCUAGCAGAAUUUCGUGAGAAAGCAAAAGGACAAAUUGACAUCGAGGAGCUCCGACAAGCUCGGAAAUCUGACAAGUCACACUUCCGCGAAGAAGAUAAGAGUUCAACCAUUAAGAAAAGUUUUAAACUAACACCCAGAUUUGAUUCUUAUACGCAGUUCAACACCAAAAGGGAGGACAUAAUCAAGGAGAUCUUGAACUCCAAACUAAUUAAGCCACCAAGAAAGGCCGGCACAUACCAGGAUGCAAAACACGCGGACAAAUCAAAGUACUGCGCUUUCCACCAAAAACACGGCCACAACACUGAUGAUUGUGUGGUCGCCAAAGACCUCUUAGAACGACUAGCAAGACAAGGACACCUAGACAAAUACAUUAGUGGUCACAUCCAAAAGCGCAGCCACAGUUCCACAACAAACGACCUCUCUGAACAAAAAAGAUAA